Molecule: messenger RNA, 1089 nt
Organism: Camelus dromedarius (Arabian camel)
Lineage: Eukaryota; Metazoa; Chordata; Mammalia; Artiodactyla; Camelidae
Product: cell division cycle protein 20 homolog
Biological process (GO): anaphase-promoting complex-dependent catabolic process; positive regulation of ubiquitin protein ligase activity; positive regulation of anaphase-promoting complex-dependent catabolic process
Cellular component (GO): anaphase-promoting complex
Molecular function (GO): protein binding; anaphase-promoting complex binding; ubiquitin ligase activator activity
Source: RefSeq, a predicted model, not a curated record
AUGUGGCAGAGAUGCGAGCGUGUGCCACUCUCCCUCUCCCUCACCCUCUUGGAUUUUCUGAAGUUCAACAAUAACCAAAAUCCAGGGAUCCUGGAUGCCCCUGAAAUCCGGAAUGACUACUACCUGAACCUUGUGGAUUGGAGCUCUGGGAAUGUACUGGCUGUGGCAUUGGACAACAGUGUGUACCUGUGGAGUGCCAGCUCUGGUGACAUCCUGCAGCUGCUGCAAAUGGAGCAGCCUGGGGACUAUGUGUCUUCUGUAUCCUGGAUCAAAGAGGGCAACUACCUGGCUGUGGGCACCAGCAGUGCUGAGAUGCAGCUAUGGGAUGUGCAACAGCAGAAACAACUUCGAAACAUGACCAGUCAUUCUGCCCGAGUGGGCUCCCUCUGUUGGAAUAGCUAUAUCCUGUCCAGUGGCUCACGCUCUGGCCACAUCCACCACCAUGACGUUCGGGUAGCAGAACACCAUGUGGCCACACUGAGUGGCCACAGCCAGGAAGUGUGUGGGCUGCACUGGGCCCCAGAUGGACGACAUUUAGCCAGUGGCGGCAAUGAUAAUUUGGUCAACGUGUGGCCCAGUGCUCCUGGAGAGAGUGGCUGGGUUCCUCUGCAGACAUUCACCCAGCAUCAAGGGGCUGUCAAGGCUGCAGCUUGGUGUCCCUGGCAGUCCAAUGUCCUGGCAACUGGAGGGGGCACCAGUGAUCGACACAUUCGUAUCUGGAAUGUCUGCUCUGGGGCCUGUCUGAGUGCUGUGGAUGCGUCUUCCCACUACAAGGAGCUCAUCUCAGGCCAUGGCUUUGCCCAGAACCAGCUGGUCAUUUGGAAGUACCCAACUAUGGCCAAGGUGGCUGAGCUCAAAGGUCACAUAGCCCGGGUCCUAAGUCUGACCAUGAGCCCAGAUGGAGCUACAGUGGCAUCAGCAGCAGCAGAUGAGACCCUGCGGCUGUGGCGUUGCUUUGAGUUGGACCCUGCACGGCGGCGGGAGCGGGAAAAGGCCAAUGCAGCCAAAAGCAGCCUCAUCCACCAAGGCAUCCGUUGAGAACCAACUCACCAGUUUUUUGUGGUUUUUUUUUUUUUUUUUUUUUUUUUU